This is a messenger RNA of Astyanax mexicanus (Mexican tetra), 2515 nucleotides long. RefSeq names its product chemerin-like receptor 1. Gene Ontology annotation, biological process: complement receptor mediated signaling pathway; chemotaxis; positive regulation of cytosolic calcium ion concentration. The record is from RefSeq and is a predicted model, not a curated record. Gene Ontology annotation, molecular function: complement receptor activity; G protein-coupled receptor activity. Gene Ontology annotation, cellular component: plasma membrane. The transcript is spliced from 2 exons. The coding region runs from base 133 to 1176 and encodes 347 amino acids. Lineage: Eukaryota; Metazoa; Chordata; Actinopteri; Characiformes; Acestrorhamphidae.
CACCAAAAGGGGCGUCUGACUCAGUUAUAAAUGCUUUAGACAGAACAGCUGUUAAAGGCCUCUGUGUACAAGCAUGCCACAGGCUCUAGUUUCUGUUUAAGGGAUCACAGAUCACAGUUUGGACGUUUCACAAUGGAUUCUGAUUUCAAUUUCGAUUACUCUGGUGUGGACUACAGCAAUUACAUAGCAGAAAAUGCAACAUCCGAGGAGGUACACCUCUACAGAGUGCGCCCUAUCUGUUCUGGAGAAGUGAUGUGUAUGCUUCUGCUGGCUGUUAACGCGUUCAUCUGCGUGCUGGGCAUUGUGGGAAAUGGCGUGGUGAUCUGGAUCGCUGGGUUCAAGAUGAAGAAGUCAGUCAACACCACCUGGUACCUGAGCCUGGCCAUGUCAGAUUUCAUCUUCUGCGCCAGUUUGCCGGUCAACACCAUCUACAUGGCCACCGCCGACUGGAUUUUCGGACACUUCAUGUGCAAGUUCUCGUCCUUCGUCAUGUUCCUCAACAUGUUCAGCAGCAUCUUCCUCCUCGUCGUCAUCAGCAUGGACCGCUGUGUGUCGGUCAUGUUUCCUGUGUGGGCGCAGAACCAGCGCACCAUAAGCAAGGCGUGGGUGAUGGUCAUCCUUGCGUGGGUUCUCGCAACAGCCUUGAACGCUCCUUCAGUCAUUUACCGUGAAGUCCAGGAGCACCUUGGUGUGCGCCGGUGCCUCAACAACUACACCACGAGCGAGUACAGCCACGGAACUGUAGCCACAACUCGAUUUGUUCUCGGCUUCAUCGUUCCAUUCCUGAUCAUCAUCUUCUGCUACUCCAUCAUCAUCUUCAAGCUGAAAAGCAACCAGAUGGCCAAAUCCACCAAGCCUUUCAAGGUCAUGACGGCACUCAUCAUCACCUUCUUCCUCUGCUGGUUGCCGUACCACACGUUUGUUCUCGUCGAGCUGAACCGAAGCCUUCCCAAUGAUGUCAUGGAACUCGGACUUAAAAUCGGCACCGUGACCGCCUCGGUCAACAGCUUCCUCAACCCCAUUCUCUACGUCUUCAUGGGCAACGAUUUCAGGCGGAAGUUCAAGAGCUCCAUUCUGUCAAAGGUGGAGAACGCGAUGGGAGAGGAAGGCCGAACGCUGAGCCGAUAUCUGUCCCGCUCCAGCUCCAUGGACGCCAGAGCUUCCACUCAUAUCUAACACUUCAGCUUGGUAAUAUCAGGUGACAGAACUACAUUUGCUUCGGACAUGGAGAACCACAACCGUGACUUUAUACAGCUACCAGCUAACUCAAGAUUGGCUGGUGAAGAUGUGAAGGUAGUGAAAUAUAUAUUCAUGGUUGAAAUGUUAACCCUAUGGAGAAGGAAAACCUAACCAAAGCAGAGGAGAAUGUAAAAAAAAGCCUGGUAGUCUCCAAGUUGUAUUCUCAAUUGUAUUUUUAUGUACAUAUAUAUCACUGAUCAGCAACAAUUUUGUGCAAUUUCUGGACUGAUACUAUAUAUGUGACAUGAAAUCAUACCUUGACAAACUUGUAAAUAUCAGAUUUUAAAAAGAUAUUCCAGAAAAAAAAGACUAAAACCACAAAUGAUUGUAUAUUUGAUAUUGCAUUUCGCUAGAAGUUAGGAACGUUCUUCAGAUAUGGACUUAAGUUGAGUUGGUUCUAAGGAUUGUGUCCAGCCUAGACUGAACUUGGCAAAUUUAGGCCAAUUAAGAUCAAAGUUUGUGUCCAGAAAUUAUGCUUCUUCUUUUUCUUGCACAUUGAAAAGCACUUUUGUGUGAUACUACUGUGAAUGGGUGUAUUGUGGAUCCUUGUAAAUGUCUUUUUAAAGCCAGUCAAUGUUUGAAAUAAACCGUUAACUGUAGAGAAAUCUAUGCCUGUUUAGAAAUAAAUGCAAUUACAGUGCAGUAAACACAACAACACUAGGGGGCAGUGCAGCACUUAUCCGCAUCAACAUGAUGAAACAUUUUAAAGAACGGCAACUUGCUUCUGUGUGAUAAGGUAUCCUUACCGCUGUAGCAAGUGGAGGCCCCUAGUGGAAGCCUCCAGGAUCACGUAUAGCAUGUAGGCAAGUAUAUGGAUAGUUAUGAUUAAGGCCAACUUAUGCUUCUGCGUACCGUACUGUUUACUGCUGCAUAAUCUAUGAUAUAUAUAAAUGUGCCCUACAGCGUAUGGCACUCACACAGGCCAAAGCUUAGCAGUUAGCAUUUAGCAUCAAGAAAAAAGUAUAUUUUUUCCUAUCUAUGAUUAAUUUAAAUUUUAUUGUCUUUAAGAGAAGAGUAUACAUUAUUUGUGAUAUUAUAGUAUUAUCACUAAGUCAGUUGCAAUUAAAUGCUCUUAAAAAGAUAAUAAUAUCGUUUAUCGCUAUAAUUUCAGGGCAAUAUAUCGAAAUUGUAAUCGUGACAGGCCUACCACGCAAUGGUGUGUGUUUGACAUAAAAAAAAUUUACUUUUCUUGACUAAGUCUCUUAGUCUCAAUGAGAGUGCACCACUAAUAUAAUGACAUUGAAAAUUUCUGUGAUUUAAAAAAUAUCAGAAUAAA